Cloeon dipterum is the source of this 614-nucleotide messenger RNA. RefSeq names its product dolichyl-diphosphooligosaccharide--protein glycosyltransferase subunit (gene Dad1). The transcript has 2 exons. Gene Ontology annotation, biological process: protein N-linked glycosylation. The record is from RefSeq and is a predicted model, not a curated record. Gene Ontology annotation, cellular component: membrane; oligosaccharyltransferase complex. Bases 80 to 424 code for a protein of 114 amino acids. NCBI's taxonomy places the organism in Eukaryota, Metazoa, Arthropoda, Insecta, Ephemeroptera, Baetidae.
AGAUAAUAUAAAAUUGAUAACAAACAGGAGGUGUUGGCAGUCAAUUUUGUGUACGUCCCGAACCGGCUGAAAUUUCAAAAUGAGCAAGGCAAAUUUGGGCCAGGUUGUGUCCCGCUUUUAUGGGGAGUACAUGAAAAGCACCUCCAAACGUCUCAAGAUCAUUGACGCAUACCUUCUGUACAUAUUCUUGACCGGAGUUGUGCAGUUUGUUUACUGCUGCUUUGUCGGCACCUUCCCAUUCAACUCAUUCCUCAGUGGAUUCAUCUCUACAGUUUCCUGUUUCAUCCUUGGUGUAUGCUUGAGGCUGCAGGUGAACCCAGAAAACAAGAGCCAGUUCCUUGGAAUCAGUCCUGAGCGCGGAUUUGCUGAUUUUAUCUUCGCACACAUCAUUCUGCAUCUGACUGUUGUGAAUUUCAUUGGUUAGAAGCAUAAUACAUAAUCUCUGUAAAAAUAUGAAGAGACACUAAAAGCUGUGUGAAUGGAUUAAAAGUUGCAUUUUGACGUUCAAAUUCAUCAUGAAAAUGAAACACAAGGAAGUUACUGAUACACCGUCAAGAGUUGUUCAUUAUCAAAUUUUUAAUUCCGGGAAAUAAAGGAUUUCUGUAUUGUUUAUC